UCCAAAAACUUUAUCCCGGAGUUGCCGAGCCUAAGAACUGCAGUGAGCGGUCAGGUGCAUCCGAGUCUAUGCCGCACGAGUCGGAGGAGAGGAGCAGGCGGGAUUUGCAAACCCGAUUGGUUGCAGGAAGAUGAGGACGGCGUUGCUCUUGGUCGUGUUCCUGGGGACCUUCAUGCUGCUAGAGAUUGAAGCGAAGAAUUGUGUUUGUACUGGGAGGUCCAGGUGUCACUGUGACGGAGUUAAAGGCAAUAAGGGAGAAAAGGGUUUCACAGGAGAGACCGGUCCAUCCGGGUCGGCUGGCUACUCGGGUCCAGAAGGUCACUCCGGCCCAGUGGGACCUAAGGGGGACGAGGGUGUUCUAGGACCUCCAGGACACAAAGGCAAUCGGGGACCUGAGGGUAAAGAAGGAUAUUUUGGGACACCAGGUCUACCGGGCAACCCAGGCAUUCAAGGACCAACGGGCCAACAAGGUGACCCAGGAUGCAAUGGGACGGAGGGGGUGAGAGGUUUUAUUGGUCCUCCCGGUUCCAGUGGUGAAAAUGGAAUGAGAGGUCAGCAAGGACCUCAAGGACCAAAGGGUGAAUCCAGUAUGUCAAAUGUAAUAACUGAGCCUGGGCUCCCAGGAAAGGCCGGUAGCAAGGGUGUCCCUGGCCAACAAGGGCCAAGAGGGUCACAAGGAGAUGUUGGACCACGCGGUGUUAAUGGAUUCAAAGGCCUACCUGGGGCCCCAGGAUUAAAGGGUCAAGAAGGGCGGAGCUUCGGCGUCCCCGGUCCUCCAGGUCUCAAGGGCAACCGAGGCCCCCCUGGAUCUCCCGGACCUAAAGGAAUCAAACUAUACGCCACUGCUCCCUCCGACAUGAAGGGGCAGACCGGUGACUUGGGGGAGAAGGGCUGUAAGGGCUUACCGGGUUUUGCUGGCAUGGUCAACUUUAAAGGAGCUAAAGGGGACAUCGGGGAUCCAGGCUUUGAGGGAAAUCUCGGAAACCCCGGGGAUCCUGGAAUGGCUGGAUAUGAGGGAAGAAAGGGGAUUCCCGGAUCCCCAGGUCUUGAAGGAGUACUCGGACCCACAGGACCGAAGGGUAGUCAAGGUCAAGGUGGUGACCCUGGAAAGGUGUUCGUAAUUGGCGGAGGGAUUAAAGGAGGAGAAGGAUUGCCUGGCCCUCCAGGGCCACCGGGAUUAACCGGCCCCCCAGGUCACACAGGCUUUCAAGGGCCACCUGGACCUCGAGGUCCUGACUCAGGAGGAGCUCCCGGGUGGAAGGGGGACAGCGGACCUAAAGGAGAUAAAGGAGACCCGGGGCCAAUCCUCCAUGGAGAGCCGGGCCAAGACGGGUCCCCGGGAACACCUGGGGAGGCCGGGGACCCUGGACUGCCGGGACCACCAGGAGACACAGGAAAUGUCAGGAUAUUAAUAGGACCCCCGGGGGAAAAGGGUACCAAAGGUCAACUAGGGGACCAAGGGAACCGAGGCCUGGAUGGUUUGAAAGGUCAGAAAGGAGAAAUCUGCCCGUCGUGUGGGGGAACCGGGCCCGCCAACCCAGGACCCCCGGGACCCCCCGGCCAGCCUGGACUUCCAGGCGCUGACGCCGGACCAGGGCCCAAAGGGGACCCGGGAUACAAAGGACUCCGUGGUCCACCCGGGCGACCGGGUUCUGACGGCCCGUCAGGGAUGCCAGGGCUCGGGGGCCCAAAGGGAGAGCCAAGCUCCCACUACCACCAGGGACCAAAAGGAGACAGAGGGGCCCCAGGACCGGUGGGAAGACCGGGGCAGGAUGGCCUACAUGGGGCCCAUGGCUUACCAGGAUCCAAAGGCCAACGAGGCCCCAAGGGUGAACCGUUCUUGGGGCCUGGUCUGAAGGGAGACAUUGGCUUCCGAGGCUCUCUGGGACAACAGGGAUACCAAGGACACGACGGGCCACCAGGUCCAGUAGGCGUAGGGACACUUGCCCCCCCAGGACCCAAAGGCAGCAUUGGGGUCCCAGGGCUUCCCGGAACACCAGGCCAUCCAGGUCAGAAGGGGGAGCCCAGCAGGAGGGAGGCUGACGAGGGACCCCCAGGCCCCCCAGGACAGAUGGGGCUACCAGGCCCACCGGGACCCCAAGGUCCUGGUGGUGGUCCCGGAUCCCCGGGGAGAGACGGCCAACCUGGAGAGAAGGGAGAUCCGGGGGGUUUCAUCAGCCCGGGCGGACAUGGACCCCCUGGUCCGAAAGGUGACAAAGGCCAGCCAGGGAUCCCCGGGUCUUCUGGGAGAGGCUUCCCCGGACGACCAGGCAUAGCGGGACACCCUGGGACUCCUGGGUCAAAGGGGGAUAGUGGGUUUGGGUCCCCUGGCCCGCCUGGUCCCAACGGUUUCCCAGGUGAUUCUGGGGACCGGGGUCUUCCGGGAGACCCAGGGCUACUGGGCCGCGAGGGGAUUCCAGGACCGCCGGGCUUCAACGGGUCCCCAGGCCCCAAAGGGAAUAAAGGUAGAGUCGGUUCCGUUGGACCACCUGGUUACCCAGGUAAUGGCUGUUCCGUAGCCACACCUGGGCCCCCAGGGCCGCCGGGACCUCCAGGUAGACCUGGACCACCAGGUUUUAGGGUUACAGGUGCUCCUGGGGAGCCCGGUCCCCCAGGGUACGGAAUACCCGGCCCAGCGGGUGUUCCCGGGCCCCCUGGGGUCUCCAGACCUGGGGUUCAGGGACCGACUGGUCCGAAAGGAGUCAGGGGGAGAGACGGCCCACCAGGAGAACCGGGGCCAAGAGGUGACCCUGGGCUGGACGGACAGGGCAUACCAGGCCCAGACGGACCCCCUGGACGUGCAGGAUCUCCUGGGCCCAUAGGGUUUGAUGGUCCGGACGGAGACAAAGGCCACAAAGGGGUCCGAGGCCCGAUGGGGGAUGACGGGCCCCCUGGUCUUCACGGACCGCCUCCCCUCAUAGGCUACGGACCCCCAGGGGACCCUGGGAUACCCGGUGCCCCUGGAUCCCAUGGUGAAAGAGGGGACCCCGGACAUCCUGGGGCCAGAGGCAUCGAUGGGAGGGAUGGACAUCCAGGACAACAUGGGCGGAGAGGACCUCCGGGUGAUCCUGGUGUUGACAAGCUGUCCUCAGUAGGGCCCACUGGUCCACCUGGGCCUAGAGGAGAUGUGGGGAGCAUGGGUGUUCCAGGCCCACCUGGGAUGAAGGGGGCACAAGGCACCCAUGGAGGUCCAGGACCAGCUGGUUGGCCCGGUCCAGACGGGCCUAAAGGAAGAAAAGGAGAGGCCACCUACACUCAUCCAGGGCUCACGGGACCACCUGGACCGAAGGGCGAGCCAGCCGAGACGGCCGGACACGCCUCCAAAGGAGAGAAAGGCUCUCCUGGUUACCCAGGUCCCCGAGGCCCCCCGGGCCCAGCUGGAGCCAAAGGAGACCCAGGACUACACGGACAACAUGGAACCAGAGGUCCUGCGGGGUUGCCUGGUAACAGUGGCCCACUGGGACCUGAGGGACGCCCCGGGUCAUUUGGACCUCCAGGACACAGAGGGCCACCGGGCCUUCCUGGACCCCAUGGCCCUAAAGGGAACCAGGGUCGCGAUGGAAUCCCUGGACCUGCGGGUCAGAAGGGAGAAACAGUGAGCGUAGGGUCGACUCCUGGUCUACGUGGAGAGAAUGGAAAGCCAGGCAAACCAGGAGAUGCAGGUUUUCCUGGCCUCACAGCUCUGGGGCCCCCAGGGUAUCCGGGAAAAGGUGGUCCCCCUGGCCUCCCGGGUUCUCCUGGUCCUCCCGGUGAGCCAGGACACGGUGGCGUGUGUCACACUGGGCCAAAGGGAGACUUGGGUCCCAACGGCAGACCUGGAAGCCCAGGACAGCAGGGUCCACCGGGACAGCCAGGACCUGGAGAAUGUGAACAUAAAGGGGACCCGGGAGACCCAGGCCCUCCAGGGGCCAUUGGAAUUGACGGGCACAGAGGGGACCCUGGCCCCCCAGGCUCACAGGGAUCAGGAACCACCCCUGGAAUACCUGGAUCCCCUGGUGACCCCGGAAACGAUGGACCCCAAGGAUUUCCCGGUGAGCCGGGUGGUGCCGUUUAUUCACCCGGCCUCAAAGGACCCAAGGGAGCCAAAGGAUUGCCAGGACCCCCAGGUUAUCCGGGGGCUGAUGUUCCGAGACCAAUUAUAUCCAUAAAAGGGGAUCCGGGCAAGCCUGGUCCUCCCGGCUACGAAGUACCAGGUCUACCAGGGCGGCCAGGACGACCGGGAUAUCCAGGCCCUCCUGGCCCUCAGGGGCAGCCGGGGCAUGGCCACACGGGACCACCUGGUUUCCCAGGACACUGGGGGGACAAGGGAUCUCCAGGAGAGACAGGGCCGAGGGGUUCCCAUGGGCCUCCGGGUCGGAAAGGUCCCCGUGGCCCGCCGGGAAACUUCGCCGAAGGCCGUCCAGACAGUUUCCUGCUGGCCCGACACAGCCAGACCAUCAGAGUGCCAGACUGCCCCCAGGGCACCACCCUCCUCUACUCUGGAUACUCUCUGCUCUUCAUCAAUGGCAACGAGAGAGCCCACGGACAAGACUUAGGCUCCAUGGGCAGCUGUCUGGCACGCUUCUCCACCAUGCCCUUCCUGUUCUGUGACACGGACAACAACUGUCGCUACGCUGCCCGUAAUGACUACUCCUAUUGGCUGUCCACGGAGAAGCCCAUGCCGUCCCACAUGCACCUGAUCACUGGAGAGCAGAUAGGCAGCUACAUCAGCAGGUGCUCAGUGUGUGAGGGAAGGUCCAAUGCCAUCGCCAUCCACAGCCAGACCACCCAGAUCCCUGACUGUCCUCAUCACUGGGAAUCCCUCUGGACUGGCUACUCCUUCGUCAUGGAAACAGGUGUGGGUGCUGAGGGGUCGGGUCAGGCGCUGGGGUCCCCAGGCUCGUGUCUGGAACACUUCCGGCAGGUCCCCUUCAUCGAGUGCCACGGUCGGGGGUCCUGUAACUUCUACCCAGACUCCUACAGCUACUGGCUGGCCUCCCUCGACCCCAAUCAGAUGUUCAGCGAGCCUGUGUCCCAGACCAUGAAGGGACCCCAUCUGACGGAUGUCAUCAGUCGCUGCCGAGUCUGCAGGAAACUGUAACGGAAGUCUCAAUGAACAACGUCAGGGGUCAAACGUCAGGGGUCAACGUCAGGGGUCAAACUACAAUUGUUUUUUUUGGGGGGACUCGUUAAAAUUGAAUCCAAAGCAUAAGUACAGUGCACCACUGUAUAGAAGGGAGUUACCGUUUGGGAUUCAUUCCUAGGGGAAUGCACAAGAAACAACCCUCGUUAUCAUCUCAUUUACAGAAAGUGCCUCAUGUUACCGGAAUAGUACUUUUUUUGUCUAAAAUAUCUCACCAUAAUCUAGAGCAGAACUAAAUUAGUAGCCUGUCAUUGUUCAAUUAAUUGUUUGUUUGAUUUGACCGCAGUGCCACACCAUGCUUCAAAGAGGAUUUGUUUUUCUUUUUAAAUGCUCUGUAGUGCCCAUUUAAGUUUCUGUGUAAUUUCAGACAUUGGUUUUAUGCUCAACAGUCAACGUAGGUCCCCCAUGUCUUUGUAUGCAGAUCCACUAUGCUGAUCCACUACAUCGUCCAUUUAAAUUUAUCUGUUAUGUGCCCCAAAAAAAAUAAAAUCAUGAACUCUGU
Molecule: messenger RNA, 5624 nt
Organism: Esox lucius (northern pike)
Lineage: Eukaryota; Metazoa; Chordata; Actinopteri; Esociformes; Esocidae
Product: collagen alpha-5(IV) chain
Exons: 53
Coding region: 131-5080 (1649 amino acids)
Cellular component (GO): collagen trimer
Molecular function (GO): extracellular matrix structural constituent
Source: RefSeq, a predicted model, not a curated record